AUGUUUUUGUUUUUGGCUUCGAUCUUCGAAGCGGCCUUGAUGUUGCUGGAACCGGCCUACAGGACUUAUAAAUAUCUAAGGACCACUGAAACGACGUCCCAAGACGAAGAAUAUCAGGACGAUGAGGAGGAGAGCCGGGAGCUGUUCACGCACUGGGUCGUGUACGCCGCCGUCCGAAUGGUCGACUGCGCGCUCUGUUCCUGGAUGCCCCUGUUCGGAUUGACUAAAAUCGCGGGAAUCGUGUGGCUGCGUGCCGGCGGCAUCCAGAAGUGUUAUCAGGCGUUUGUCGGGCCGUUUUUAGACGACAACCAGCUGGUCAUCGACGAUUGGUUGGAACGGUACGACCAGGUCAAGAACUCGAUGGUCAACACGACCACGGCUCUGACAUCGGCCGCAACCGACAUGGCCGCUGGCGCGGUCGCCGGUGUCACUGUUCCCGCUCCGCAGUCACCACCGCGGACACCCGUGUCGUCGUCGCCACCGAGGACGCCCGAGGAAGGCGUGCACGUCACCUGA
Molecule: messenger RNA, 516 nt
Organism: Cinara cedri
Lineage: Eukaryota; Metazoa; Arthropoda; Insecta; Hemiptera; Aphididae
Source: the annotation of a GenBank genome assembly